AGUUAGCUAUCCCCACCCGUUUCAAGUCUACAUGAUUCUUCCUUAUUAGCGACGAACCCAUGUCGAAUAGAGAGGAAUGAAGACACUUUCACGUGGUCAUUCCUAUGCUACAGGAGGGAGUGAUUGUGGGUGUUGCUGCCGACUUUAGUAUGAGACUAAGGAAGGAGGUCAAGAGGCUAGAGCCUGGGUUGACACGGGGCAACUAAUCGCGUGCUGAGCAGGAUAUCAGAGAGGAGUUCACAGGAGAGAGCCAUUGCGCGUUCUGCGCACACCAGAGUACUAAAACUGGAGUAGACACAUCCAAUGUACUACUGCUUGUUCACCGCACAUCCGCAUGCAAUGGCCACCGGCGCUUGACACAUGAUUCCUGGACGAAAAAGGGACUGGAAUUGGCUUUUGGGCUUUGCUUUGGAGCAGCGAUGGCAGCUUGUGUUUGUUAGCCUCUGCUACACGAUUUCACCGAACUGCUUGACUCAGGUCACUUGUAGCGAGUGUGCUAGCUCUGCGGUGUCACAUGCACUGGCUACACGAUUGUCGUCAUGGCGUUGGGUGCGCUAAUCCCAUGGUGAGCAUGCCCUGCAACAAGUGCGGGAGAACUGGCCAUUACAAGAAGUGAGUGCUAACCAUCUACCUUUACCCGUGUGACUUUGUAUACAUGUACUCGUGUAGCAGUUGUCUACAUAGGAGCGCCGACACCCAAUGCUGUACUGACUACUGUAAUACCGCAUGCAGAGUAUAAAGGGUUCCGAAAUGACUUUUAGUCAGGCAGAUAGAGGUGAGGCUGAACGUGAAGAGAAAGAAGGUUGGCCAAAAGAGAAACAUUGGCAGUUAGUUCAAAGUUGAUCAACAUCAAUCAUCCAAGACGUUGAUACAAGUUUGACAGUCAUCGCAAGAAUUGUCCUAGCCAUGGAUUCCAUUAUCACGUGCACGCAACUCAGUAGAGCAGCACUAUUGAGUCCAUCCUGCGCGCAGGAGCGAUCGUCGCCCGUACUCUCUGCACGGAGCCUGUUCGCUGUCGCUGCACUCUUAUACUUGUCAUCUAGCUUGCUGACUACACCAGUAUGCUAUGGUCACUCACUGCAUCCAGUGGAGCGAGGCAAGCAUUCGCACGGUGUUCGCAAGAACGUGCCGAAUAGCGUAGUAGAACCAUGUCCACUGUGUCAUCGCGUGAGGAAAGCGAACAAGAGCAAGUUCCUGCAAGUCAUUGACGCUGUGUGCAAGCGAGAUUAUGCUUUUGGCGUCAAAGUGGUGGAUUUGCAGACCGACAAAUUUAUCGUGGAAGUAUUUGGAGUGUUCAAGGUCAGCAAACUUCCGCUGUAUUUGAAGCCACUCGAGGCGCUGGAUGCCUCUGAGGAUUCCGAUGUGGGUAGCUUGCUGACAACGCGCCACAUUGCCUUGCAUCGAAAUGAUAGUCUGUACAUGUCCGUCAACAGACCAAGCUACUCCGUUCACAGAUACUGCUCCUGUCCGCAUUUGCAUCACAACAAACGCUAUCUAAUCGCCGGUGACGCUGACCUGAGAACCACGUCGUUCGUCCUGGGACCGGAGGAUUUCUCCCGGCGGUGGAACAAUCGGACAAUGACGGAUGUCAAGCUAGCACUACGACUCUGCCCACUGGCUACAGCCGCUGCUGCCGCCAGGCCUGACACGCACAAUUAGCUGAUCAUGUAAUACUAGUGUGCUGCGCAGUCCCACGGUCUUUCAGGACAAACCCUUACAGUAUGGUCUACGAAGGCUACCAUUAACUGAAACUCAUGGCCUGGGCAGAUCAAUGACAUCAUUUUCAAAUCUGUUUUGUCCUGGCUGUGUGCAGUGUUGCCAUUGUGUGGGUACACUGUUACUAUGGCUGAGGCUGCUCUAAAUUCGAAAUUCCCUAGUUUACAUGCAUGCAGCAGCACACACCACCACCACCAACACUAUUGGCGCACCAUGCUAUGAGUCUUAUGCCAUCCGAAAACAGUCCGUACACCUCGUCAGACAUCUCACAUCUCUGGAUCACUUCAUCAGCAGGUCCAGCAUUAACCCACCGAGUUAAUUCAGGGUAGGAGAACAGUAACUCUUCUAGUAAUCGAUUUCUAAAUAAUUUUGUGAUGCAUGCUAGCUGGUGUGAUCAUUUGAUAGAGCCAUGCUGCAAGAUUUGCCUAUCAUCCCCCACCCCCACACUCACUACACUCACUACACUCACAUCCGCAUAAUUAUAAUUAUUAUUAUUUUCAUCUUGAACAGCUCAGCACUAUCCACGAUGUGAUUAAUUAACCUUUCUUUGAAGUAACUUUAGAGUGAUAAAACGCGCAAACAAGAAAUGAAUGUACACGCUUUCUUAUAUGUUUUGCCCACAACUGGACAAACCCACAUGUACACGUAUAUUCCGUGUUUUUACUACCUCUAUUUUAAAUUUUGUGGCUAGCCCGGAUGCAAAUUUAAAUGCGAAAUCUAAGGUUAACUCUGCAUUACAUGAACAAUGAUAAUAAUAUCAUUGGUUCGUCUGGUUGGCGUGUGCGUAGUUUGGAGUCGGUCUUAUAAGAUUUUCCGAUUACAAUUUACGGAACAUGCCGUUGGUUUGAUCGUGAACUACCAGUCAUAACUCGAACUAGA
Sycon ciliatum is the source of this 2595-nucleotide messenger RNA. RefSeq lists its product as uncharacterized. The transcript has 6 exons. The coding region runs from base 907 to 1659 and encodes 250 amino acids. Gene Ontology annotation, molecular function: protein binding. The record is from RefSeq and is a predicted model, not a curated record. Lineage: Eukaryota; Metazoa; Porifera; Calcarea; Leucosolenida; Sycettidae.